Messenger RNA from Hylaeus anthracinus, 2344 nucleotides. RefSeq names its product growth/differentiation factor 8. Gene Ontology annotation, cellular component: extracellular region. The transcript is spliced from 3 exons. Gene Ontology annotation, molecular function: growth factor activity; cytokine activity. NCBI's taxonomy places the organism in Eukaryota, Metazoa, Arthropoda, Insecta, Hymenoptera, Colletidae. The record is from RefSeq and is a predicted model, not a curated record. Gene Ontology annotation, biological process: SMAD protein signal transduction. Bases 222 to 1430 code for a protein of 402 amino acids.
AGAAGAAGAAGAAGAAGAGGAAGCUAAGGCAACCGAAGCAGUCGAGGAGCCCCUAAUCUACGCGAGAUAAAAAAGAAGAUAGUAGCUGCGGCCGGGUAGCUAUCUCAGUCAGGGAAGGAACAGUGCAGGAAUCGGCAAGGUGCAAGCAUGAAGUCGAGCAUCUGAUCGUUCCCGAAGAAGGCCGAUCGUAACUGAUCUGACUAAGGGUGACCUUGAGCAAGAUGGUCAGGAGGGCGCUGCUACUGCUCUCACUGGUCCUCCUCGGUGCCUUCGACGUUCCUGGCAUCGAGAGAGCCCAUGUCAGAUACCUGGCGAUGGCUGGUAGCACCUGUAACGCUUGCAGGAUGCACGAGGAGAUCAGAGCCCUCAGUCUCGAGGCCAUCAAGGAACAAAUUCUUAAUAAACUGGGCUUGAAGCAAGCGCCGAACAUGACGGGCAGAGCUCUGCCGAGAAUCCCGCCAAUCUCCAAGUUGAUGGACAUGUACGGGAUGCAGGCCGAUCAACCGCAAUCUCUAGAGCCUGGCAUCACGCACCACGAGGAGAUCGACGAGUACUCCGCCAAGACGGAGAGCGUAUUCGCCUUGGCACAACCACAUCAGAGGCUGAGGCACUCAAAGGGCAGCCUCGACGUUCUCUACUUCAAAUUCUCCGACAAAGUGGUCCAGCAUCGCGUGACUAGGGCGGAGCUAUCCCUCUGGAUAUGGGGUACGGGCCAGGGUGGCGCAGAGCUGGACGAUCCGGGGGAUGCGGAGGGCUUGGAUAGUUACGAAGACGGUCCAGUGACGAUCACGUUGCAAAGGAUUCUUCGCGGUGUCACAGAGACUGGUAGUCCGUUGCUGGGACCCGCGUUGACCACCAAACACCCUCGACCGAUCGGUAGACGGGGUGGCUGGGUGACGAUCGAGCUGAGAAGAAUGGUGGCCGAAUGGUUCAAGCACCCGAGGGACAAUUUGGGUGUGGCCUUGAAGAUCUCCGGACCCGGUGGAAAUCAUCGUAGGAAUUCUAAGUUAGUCGAGACGAGUCCAGGGGCGGAAUAUGCGCCGUACCUCGAGGUGCAAACGCAGGAGCUCGACUCCAGAAGGGGGGCGAGGAUCAAAAGAAACGUAGGACUUAAUUGCGACGAGGCCAGCCAAGAGACCAGGUGCUGUCGAUACAAGCUCACCGUAGACUUUGAGAAGUUUGGCUGGGAUUGGAUAAUCGCGCCCAAAAAGUACGACGCCAAUUACUGUUCGGGCGACUGUCCAAUGGCCUUUCUCCAGGCCUAUCCAAAUACCCACAUCAUUAGCCUGGCGGAACCGCCCAACAACACAGGCCCGUGUUGCGCCCCGAGGAAGCUCUCCGAGAUCACGAUGCUAUACUUCGACAACGAGUACCAGAUCGUGUUCUCGCGGUUACCAGGGAUGGUCGUCGAAAGAUGUGGAUGUUCAUAGUCCACCUUCCGGCUCGACGGGGAGCAACAACGACGCGGAGAAUGUCGAGGAUCUCGUUCGACCUCUCGCACGAUACGCGAUACUCGUGGGCGGUUGUUUUUAUUUUUUUUUUAUUUUUUACUCAUCAAAGGACUCUCGAUCGCGACGGUCGUCGAUCGUCGUCUUCGUCUUCGUCGUCGUUCCGUCCUCGACGAUUCCUCAUUCGAUAGACUGAAAGUGCCUUGUUUGGGGUGUGUUGGUGCUGCGGUGGCUCACCCAUUGGGAUACGACGGACGAACGUUUUCGUCCUGAUAACGAGCGCAGCAGAAGGGACGGAUCGGAAGAUCGACCAAGAUGCUUUCCGACGAGUUAACACGACAGGCACCUCGAUACUGGUCCAUGGUCCAUGGCAAGGCGGAUAGUUCCUAGAGUCUCGGUAUUAUUUUUAAGGUGUCGAUGCGUUUGCACCUGAUCUAAGAGAACGACCACGAAAGAAUUAUUUUUUAUACGGGAGCUUGUUACAUUUUUGAAAGGUUAAAAGAAAACGUCUCUUCUCUCUCUGUGUCUCUCUUUCUUUGGUGACCGUUUUUUGACAAUCCCGACGUUGUCGAUGAAUAGAAUUUUUGCGCACCGGUCGUGCAGAAACGAAAGCAUUCUUCAUUACGACAGUUUGCCCCUUGUACAUCGAUGCCUUUCCAAAAGAAAAAGAGAAAAGAAAACGAGGAUGCAAAGAAAAAGCGAUUCGUUUCCGGUAUAGUCGUCGCGUUGAUCGGUGAAAACGUGUUGGCCAAAAGAUCUCGGUGUACAGUGAAAUCGUUGUUUUUCAAUGUUCUCCCUUUUCGAUUCUUUUACAAGUCUCGUCUCCUCUCCUUACCUUCUCUAUAUCGCUGCACUAUGUCUAUGCAUAUACAUACGUAUACAUAAUCCCCAAUCCC